CAUGCUGUUAUGUUGCUAAUAUGUCAUUAUGUCUACAUGUUCACGCUACAAACAUAACGUCCAAUUUACGUCGAGAUAACGUCCUUUUUAUGUCGUUCGUGACGAUGUCGUUAUGUGGUUAUGUCGCUAGUGUGAACCAGGCUUUAUCAAACAGAUCAUUACCGGUUAGAGUUAAAACUCAGUGGUAAAUAUGACCUUUAGCAAAAGCUGCCUAAGAUUUCCUCGCACUUCCGCAUCGAGCUGGCGGAGUUCUUAUAUGAGUUGCCGUCGUGGCAUGCUAUGGGAUUUUAAGGUGGCUGACAUCGAUUUCUAGUACUUGUUAAGCGUCUAUGUACUUUGGCGGAUGGGUAGUACCUUUCUCUGUAAGGUGAUAGCACAAUAGUGGUAUCAAACACAUACCUAACCAUCGGUAAACAUCCUAUGGCAAUUUUCUUGACAUCAUAGGUUGGUUAUUAUGGCAAUAGUAAAAUCUGUCAGAAACACACUAAGUUUAGCUUUUGGUAAUAAUAACUCAACAUCGAGCUCGGUGGCCCAUUAUUUUCAUUGUUGAACAGUGAUUAGUUGUGGAGAUCCGACAUUUUACCUAAUUCAAAAUUAAAUUAAAUUCGUCGAAAAAGAUUCAGAGCCACUUUAAAUUUUCGCGAAAAUUUAAGGCAGCUCUAAAUCUGCCCCACAGUUCUAAACUUUGUGAUAAGAUGAAUCUAGACAUACUGACCACAAAAGAGGGAAACUGCAAAAUAAAUAUAAAGGUUUGUAUUUGAAUCAGUUACGUUAGAACUCUUUUCACAGAAUAGGGAAGGAAAUAGGUGACGUCAUUUUCAUGUCGUUUUCCAGCUAUGUAUAAAGAGGCACUGGAAGUCGGCAGUUAUCAUACUGCUAUGUGUGGUCGUGUCGGUAUUGGCGACUCUAGUUUCUGUCUCCACUGUGCGCUCAAGGUAUGCUAGUUCUUCGGCACAAUCACCUCAGAAGUCUUCUCUGAACCUUGAAAUGCCGCUAGGACAAGGACAAGACGGCAAAUCUUUCCUUAACUUUGGAGUGCGGUUAGACUCUCGGCUUCAAGAAUGCCAAGAAGCUCACUGGAAACGAUCAUUUCCAGAUCUUGAUUAUGCGUUCUUUGGGUACGACGUCUUAAAAGGAUAUCCACUGGCAUCAGGACAUGAUCCUGGCUUCACUCACCCAAUCUUUCUGUCAAAGUAUUCAUCCAGCAAGCAGACAUCUGACUGUCGCUACAGUGUUCCCGAGGGGCUGAUUGUCGUACCUGAUGUGUCGUGUGUAACCUCGUUUUCCUCCAAAGUGAUUCGAAACAAAGUGGAGAUGUCCUCGUCUCUUUCCGCAUCAGCUAACGUUGAAGGAGGGGGAUGGGGCUUCAAGUUUUCCGCCAGCGCAAGCUACAAAGAAUCCGUUGCCCAGAUGUCGUCAGGGGAGUUCCUGUACAUAAUUUCACAGGCGCAGUGUCGUUAUUACUUUAGCAAACUUGAUGCCACUGAUCCGCCGCCAUUUCAUCCAGGGUUUGUGACCUGGGCGAAGAAACUGGCUUCCUCUGAUGCUGGUCAAGACGACCUCGUUCAGUUCAUAGAAUACUUUGGAACUCAUUACGUGUCAGAAGUGACUUUUGGAGCACGAUUCAUGAAACAGCAUAGAGUCAGCCAAACGAAAUAUAAAGAACUGAGAGAGAAGUCAGUAAGUGUAGAGGCACAAGCCAGCUAUUCUGGUAUGUUCAGUGUUGGAGGAGGCUUUUCAUUGGAUUCAGAGCAGAGAUCCGCCGCUUCCAACUUUCAAAAGUCCGUGGAAACCAGCACUAUAACUGUGGGAGCAGCUCCUCCUAGUAAUGGUGAUGCUAUGACUUGGGCUUCAUCCGUUCAGGAAAACCCAGUUCCAACAAAGUACUCUCUAUCACCCGUCUAUGACCUUUUCACUGAAAGGUACGCCGAGUAUCUUCCUGGGAUUGAUCUGAACGCCAUGCGAGAGAAACUGAUUAACACUUCAAGGAAUUAUUGUCGGAUUUUGAGAGGAAAGGGAGAGAUAGAUUCAUGUGAUGAUAGCAUUAAUCUGGGGACAACUCUUCAAGGCGUCGACGUAUCAUCAUUUGGCUACAGGUAUUUGACAAACGUAGACGAAGCAGGAUGUCGAGCAAGUUGUCUUCUGGAGGACACCUGUCUUGCAGUGCAGUACUCCACGGACACCAGAGGCUGUAAACUCCUGGACACAAAACCGAGAUCGGUCGAGGACAAAUCGACGUCCAAAAUAGUCGUUUUCCUGCCACGAUUACAGCGAGAAAGGGACACUCUUGUUUUUGACGACCUGAAGGUCAAGACAGAUCAGCAACCACGUCGCUCCGAGAUAGCUGGUAACAUUACGGUGUGCAAUAUGUCUUGUUCCCAAGACGCCUUCUGUGCAGCCUUUGUCUUCUGUCACCGUGAUGCAGGAAGCUGGUGUACGACCUCCAAGAACUGCUUGCUGUAUUCAAAACAGCAGGUCGCAGCUGUUGAAAAAGAUGAGUAUUCCGUGAUGUAUUUUGUAUGGAAAAAUUACGCUCUCGUUACAGACAAAGGACAAGUCCAAGUGAACAGACGGAAACGUAGAGUAGCACUAGACGAAAGGAAAGAUGUGUGACCAGCUUUAACAUCAAUGACGAUCCCUGCUUGCUUGGCAGGA
Orbicella faveolata is the source of this 2655-nucleotide messenger RNA. RefSeq lists its product as uncharacterized. The record is from RefSeq and is a predicted model, not a curated record. Lineage: Eukaryota; Metazoa; Cnidaria; Anthozoa; Scleractinia; Merulinidae.